Exophiala spinifera is the source of this 4197-nucleotide messenger RNA. RefSeq lists its product as uncharacterized. Lineage: Eukaryota; Fungi; Ascomycota; Eurotiomycetes; Chaetothyriales; Herpotrichiellaceae. Gene Ontology annotation, cellular component: nucleus. Gene Ontology annotation, biological process: nuclear-transcribed mRNA catabolic process; rRNA catabolic process. The coding region runs from base 1 to 4197 and encodes 1398 amino acids. The transcript has a single exon. The record is from RefSeq and is a predicted model, not a curated record. Gene Ontology annotation, molecular function: 5'-3' RNA exonuclease activity; RNA binding.
AUGGGUGUUCCCAAAUUCUUCAGAUGGCUCAGUGAGCGCUACCCUGCGAUUUCGCAAUUGAUCGCUGAGAACCGUAUUCCCGAAUUCGAUUGUCUCUACUUGGAUAUGAAUGGUAUCAUUCAUAAUUGCACCCACAAAGAUUCCGACUCGCCAUCUUUUCGGAUGACCGAGGACAAAAUGUUCAUUGCUAUCUUCAACUACAUUGAGCACCUCUUUGGCAAGAUUAAGCCCAAAAAACUGUUCUUCAUGGCGAUUGAUGGGGUAGCACCCAGAGCCAAAAUGAACCAGCAGCGUGCUCGUCGAUUCCGUACUGCACUCGACAACGAGAAGGCUCGAGACAAGGCUAUCAAAGACGGCUUGGAAAUGCCAAAAGAGGAUCCAUUCGACAGCAAUUGUAUCACUCCUGGUACUGACUUCAUGGCCAAACUUACAAAGCAGUUGAAAUAUUUCAUCAACAAGAAAGUGUCUGAAGAUGUCGACUGGCAGGGCGUUGAGGUUGUUCUUUCUGGCCAUGAGGUUCCAGGUGAAGGUGAACAUAAAAUUAUGGAAUACAUCCGACAAGCCAAAGCUCAACCCGGCUACGACCCGAACGUGCGUCACUGUCUGUAUGGACUGGAUGCUGACCUAAUCAUGUUGGGUCUGCUCAGCCAUGAUCCUCAUUUCUGUCUGCUCCGAGAAGAAGUUACUUUUGGGAGGCAAACUUCAAAGAAAUCUAAAGAACUGGAACAUCAGAAUUUCUACCUCAUGCAUCUGUGCAUUGUGAGAGAGUACCUCGAGCUCGAGUUUCAAGAACUAGAACAAGAAGGUGCUCUCGAUUUCCCAUUCGACAUGGAAAGAAUCAUUGACGACUUCAUUCUAAUGGCUUUUUUCGUUGGAAACGACUUCUUACCUAAUCUCCCGAACCUACAUAUCAAUGAAGGUGCUCUCGCGCUGAUGUUUCAGAAGUACAAGCAGAUUUUGCCGGGGCUCGGUGGCUACAUCAACGAGCAUGGAGUGAUUAAUCUGCAAAGAUUGUCGGUGCUUCUGGACGAAUUGUCCGAAGUUGAGCACCGAUUCUUCGAGGCAGAGUAUUCCGAUGCGAAAUGGGUCGAUGCUAAGCGGAAAGAUGCUGCGCUCGAGGAGCCUGCCAAAGCAUCACGAGGGCCUGUCAGGGUUUCGCCUGAGCAGAAACAGCUCUUUGCGGAUAUCAAAAAGUGGUUUAUUGCACCUGGUAACAAGGACCUGGCCACGAGACAACCGCUUAAACUAUCCUCCACUCUCCCUGCACGAGAUCGCAGUUUUGUACAGCAACUGGCAGUAGACCUGAACCUUCAGUGGUCUACCAAAGAGGACGAGGAAGGAAACAGAUUUAUACAAGUGGAGUUUCCCCAAUCGCAAGACGAAGAUUCCGAGGAAGAAGAAUCGCAAAUGGCCAUUACCAGAAUCCUAAAGCGAUAUGAAAAGGCCAAAGUCGAAGAGGUCACGAAUGAACAAGCUCAGCAAGACUUGAAGAAGAAGUAUGAUGAGAAGUUCUACGAAUGGAAGAACAAAUAUUACAAAGAGAAGUUCGGGUGGGGCUUGGAUGACGAAAAGAAUCUGCGCCAACUUACGGAAAACUAUGUCCAGGGUCUCCAGUGGGUGCUGUAUUACUACUAUCGGGGUGUUGCUUCAUGGCCAUGGUUUUAUCAGUAUCAUUACGCUCCGAUGAUAUCCGAUGUCAAGAACGGCCUUGGUGCGAACAUGAAUUUCCAGCUAGGCCAACCAUUCCGCCCCUUCCAGCAACUGAUGGGGGUUUUACCUGAUCGAAGCAAAAAGAUCGUCCCCGAGAUCUACCAUGAGUUGAUGACCUCCAAAGAUUCGCCGAUUAUCGAUUUCUAUCCCCGAGAUUUUGAUCUGGAUAUGAACGGCAAGAAAAUGGAGUGGGAAGCCGUGGUGAAAAUCCCUUUCAUUGAUGAAAAAAGACUCCUAGACGCAAUGGCUACCAAGGACCACCUUCUUUCUGAAGAUGAACGACUCCGCAAUGAUUUUGGGGUCAGCCUCAAGUUUGUCUACUCACCUGAAGUCGACUACACCUAUCCCUCUUCAUUGGUUGGCAUCUUUCCGGACCUCCCUCAUUGUCACUGCAUACAAAAUGAGUUUGAACUCCCCACUAUGGAGGGUCUCGAACCUCAUGUCGGCCUAGUCGAUGGAGUGAAACUGGGCGCAGCUGCUCUGGCAGGCUUUCCCAGCCUGAAGACGCUGCCAUUUACUGGGUCACUUGGAUUCCAUGGCGUCAACGUUUUCCAACAGGACAGUCGUAACGAAAGUAUGGUAAUAACGUUAUCAGACACUGAAUCACGAAGCAACACCGAGUAUGCCAAACAGCUGCUCAAUCAACGCGUACAUGUUGGAUACCCAUUCUUACAGGAAGCCAAGAUUGUCAAGAUCUCUGACGAGCUGUUUGAUUACACGAUGGCCGAAGGAGGUAAAUCACAGGUACAAACUGUCGAGCACACUGGAAGUGAAAUCGACCAGUUUCACAAGAAAGCAGAGCGCAUUGAGAAAUGGUACAGUAAGAGACUUGGCAUGCUAACUGGCGAUGUCGAGACGCUCGUCCAUGUCGAGAUGCUCAAAGGACUGAAGAAACUCGACGACGGUUCUACCGUCAAGGAAUUUGCCGAACUUCCUGGCAUGGAGACCAUUCAUGCUACGCAGCUCGUUGUUCCGAGUGUCAUCAGCGAGGAUGUUCGAUUCAUUGAGAAAGCGGCACUUCCGAUUGAAGAAGAAUUUCCAGAUGGAACCAAUGCUUUCUUCCUUGGCGAUUAUGCAUAUGGAAGGCCCCUGAGUGUGGUCGGGCAUGAAAACGGUAAAGCAAAAUGUCUUAUUGCACUUUCUAGUGGUCGACAACAUGAAUUCGGACGCGAAAUCGCUCGUCAGGCAGAGAGAUUGUCACCCUACACGCCAUCAUUUCAAGUUGCCCGGAGUCUGAAUUUGAACGCACUGGCACUAGCCAAGAUCACUUCCUCAUAUUCCGUCAUGGUUGACGAUCAGAGGGUCAACCUUGGGCUGAACCUCAAGUUUGAGGCCAAGAAGCUCAAGGUGUUGGGCUAUUCACGAAAGGGCCAGAGUGGCUGGGAAUUCAGUCAGAAAGCCAUCGAGUUGAUCCAACAAUACAUGAUUAAGUUUCCUCAAUUCAUUGCAGGCAUCAACAACAACCCACAAGGCGACAUGCUACCCCCUACUGCGUACUUUCCGGGUGAUGAAAAGGAGGCCAAAGCCAAGGUCAAGGAGAUUCAGGCUUGGCUAAAGGAGAUUGAGUCAAAAAGCUUCGAGAAAGUUCCUCUAGAAGCCGAGCAGCUGGAUUCGGAGGUUGUCAAGAGAAUUGAAGCAGCAGCCGAUGAAAUGCUUCGCACUGAACCACCUCCCCAGAAUAAGGUCAUUGGAGGAGUUCCUCGACAUGGUCUUCUGAAGCCAUCUGACGCUCAAUGGCGUUUAGGAAGCCAGAGAUACUCUCUCGGAGACAGAGUCAUCUAUGUGGCUGACUCCGGAAAAGUCCCAAUCGCAUCCCAAGGCACCGUUGUUGGACUUACUCAAACAACCAGAGAGACUUGGCUGGAUGUUGUGUUUGAUGUGUCCUUCAUGAGCGGUACAUCAUUGGGAGACCGUUGUUCACCAUUUCGUGGAUCCACUGUGCCUACUUGGUCAGUUCUGAACCUCAGCAACCGUCAAGUUUUGGCCUCUUCAAAGGCCAGUGCGAAUCGACAGACGAAUACAACACAGUCACCACUCACAGUUACUGGCUAUGGGCAGCCAGGCAUCAAUGGGCAAGGUCAAUUGCGUCCUGCUCAAACACCCCCAGCAUUACGCGGGUCGUGGCGCGGAGCUGUUGGUGGACAAGUCAACGGUCGUGGUAAGAUGAAUGGAACUGCUGGACGUGGUCAGUCGAAUGGAACACACAUGCCAAUUCGAAGUCUCUCCGGAAGCCCUGCCAAUGGUAAUCGUGGAGCAGCAUCAAAUGGUGUCCGAGGUGGUCGUGGUAAUCAUACCACCCGAGGUGGCUACAAUCAGGUCGAUCGAGGUGAUCCUCAAGCUGGUGUGAUUCAGAACAACCCUGCAUUCAGGCCCAAAUCACACCAUAAUGUGCCGCCGCCACCGAGUCUGAAUCACUCCAACGCACCCCGCGGCCGGGGCAGAGGUGGUCGCGGAGGUCCAGUUCGUGGAGGAAGAGGCCCUUCUUGA